Aureobasidium pullulans EXF-150 is the source of this 932-nucleotide messenger RNA. RefSeq lists its product as uncharacterized. NCBI's taxonomy places the organism in Eukaryota, Fungi, Ascomycota, Dothideomycetes, Dothideales, Saccotheciaceae. The record is from RefSeq and is a predicted model, not a curated record. The transcript has a single exon. The coding region runs from base 311 to 838 and encodes 175 amino acids.
UCUCUAUAUCGCUUCAUGUGAAUAUUCAGUGAAAACACGUCAGAUGGUCUCUCUCCUAUGAGUGUGCCAGUUCAGGAAAUAUCUAGUAUCUCAGCACCUGCAGUUCUUCUGGGUACCAUCCUUCGAGAAGAACCGUAGUGACAGCAUUGGAGAGCCAGAUUACAAUUUUGGCCUGCACCUCUGAUGUAUACAAGGCUCUCGACUGAAUGGUAGAAAGCAAUGUAUCAAAAAGUUCCCGACGCUAUCGAGCGUUCUGGUCCAUAACGAUAAGUCUCCUGGGACAGCACACGGUCAGACUCGCCAGUUGCAUAUGCCAUCGUCGAUCAGCAACCCGAAAGACACAUUCUCUAACUCGGGUGUGUAUAUGCAAAGAGAGAGUUCUUGGAUAGCAGGUAUUUUAGUUCAUCACCGACUUCCAUCGCGUCAACAGGUAUGCACUACAUCUUUCUACAUCUCAAGCAAAAAGAAACAUUUAUUAUCUAAUACAAGGAGCAAAAGAAACGCCGGAAGACCCCGCGGAAGAAACUGGCUAACUUUGCUCAGUUUACUUGUGAUUUUUUUCAUUCUUUCUGACGGGGUGGCUUUGCAUCUGUUUUUUCUGUUUUUUCUUCUUUUUUUUCUAUUAUUUUCUUUGUCUCAUUUUUUCCCUGUUUGCCCCUUAUAUUUUUUUCUGAUGAUGCUGUGGAUUGAACCGGAGACUGUUGGUACCUUGGAUUGGUUACCACACGCCGAACCAGGUGGGCUACCGUGCCGAUGGCCCAACCUGGUUGGUGGGAGGGUGCUCGGUGAAACGGACUAUCUAGCUUGCGGCCAUUGUUGUGAUGACCAAGUGAAGUGAUGUUUCUGAGGGCGAAGAGUCUGUAAGUACCCAGCGCGCUGUGUGUAUCUAUCAUAGUAAUCAAUCAAUAAGAGAGAUGCAUAUGGCGCGCUGG